AUGGACAAACCCGCCCUUUCCGGCCUGCGCCAUCGUCUACGAACCCGAGCUCUUCUUCAAAGCCGUAGCUUGAGUUUAAGAACCGCUUCAAAGCUGUCGAAUUCAAAUGUUCGUGCUGCACAAAACAUACGUUCAUACUCUACUCCCGCAAACAUCUCACCCUGCGCUCUCCCACGAAUCCGUGCUCCUCACCCCUCGUCCGCACCACUUUCCAUCCUCAGAUUCUAUAGCAGCAAGUCCUCAUCUACAAUCACAGGUACCAUCGGUGCAGGUGCGGACGGCGUCGCCGAAGAGGUCAAUCGCGCAGCAGAUAUACUUGUAGCGCCAGACCAUCUCGACGAGGCAGAGAAGAAGAUAUGGGAUUUACUGUAUAGCGAACUUAGCCCAACGAAACUGCAGGUGCAGGAUAUAAGUGGUGGAUGUGGAAGUAUGUACGGGAUUGAGAUUGUUAGUGAGAAGUUUAGGGGAUUGAACAUGUUGAAACAACAAAGAUUGGUAAAUAAAGUUUUAGGAGAGGAAAUUAAGACGUGGCAUGGGGUACAAUUGAGGACGAGCGUGCCUGAAUGA
This is a messenger RNA of Sclerotinia borealis F-4128, 567 nucleotides long. The record is from the annotation of a GenBank genome assembly. NCBI's taxonomy places the organism in Eukaryota, Fungi, Ascomycota, Leotiomycetes, Helotiales, Sclerotiniaceae.